This is a messenger RNA of Sphenostylis stenocarpa, 2849 nucleotides long. The record is from the annotation of a GenBank genome assembly. Lineage: Eukaryota; Viridiplantae; Streptophyta; Magnoliopsida; Fabales; Fabaceae.
UUUCUAUUAAGGAAUCUAAAUAUGCUUUCCUUCACGCUUUUCGACUCUUCGGAAUCUGUGGAAUAAAUAUGGCGAUAUGGUUGACGGACAAAUAUCCCAGGGCGGUGCAAGAUGUAGACCACGCCAUGCGAGACCCAAAUGGAGUGAAAUAUGAUAACUUGUAUCUUGACAUGAAUUCCAUCAUCCACCCUUGCUUUCACCCUGAUAAUGAUCAUGGCAAUAUUCCAUUUCCAACAUCAUUUCAAGAUGUCUUCAGAAAUAUGUUUGACUACAUUGAUCGACUUGUUGACAUUGUUAGGCCUCGCAAGCUCCUAUACAUGGCUAUUGAUGCAAGUCAUGUUAGAGUGGUUGUGCUUGAUGGGGUUGCUCCACGUGCCAAAAUGAACCAGCAGCGAUCAAGACGUUUUAGAUCUGCUAAGGACAAUGAAAUUCAUGAAGCUGAGGAAGAGGGGCUAAGGAAAAAAUAUGAAAUGGAAGGGAAACAAGUUCUUCCUAAACAAGAAUCGGAAGUGGCAGAUUCCAAUAUUAUAACACCAGGCACUGUAUUCAUGCAUGAACUCUCUAAGGCACUUAAAAGCUACAUCUCUUCAAGGAUAAUUUCUAACGCACUAUGGAAGGAUAUCAUGGUAAUUCUCUCUGAUGCUAGUGUUCCCGGAGAAGGGGAACAUAAAAUUAUGUCAUACGUACGCAAACAGCGUAGUCUGGAGGGAUAUGAUCCAAAUACAAGCCACUGCUUGUACGGCUCGGAUGCUGAUCUUAUAAUGCUUGCAAUGGCAACUCAUGAACCCCAUUUUUCAAUAUUAAGAGAGGAUGUCUCUGUUCAGCAGCAGCCAAAAGUUUCUGUUAAUCCUUUCAAGUUUUUGCACAUUUGGUUAUUGAGGGAGUAUCUUGAGUUAGACAUGAAUAUAGAAAAUCCUCCCCAAAAAUGUAGCAAUGAUUUUGAGCGGAUAAUUGAUGAUUUCAUCUUCAUGUGCUGUUUUGCUGGAAACGAUUUUCUUCCCCGCAUGCCAUCUUUGAACAUGCACGAGGGGGCUAUUGAUUUGCUAAUAACUGUUUACAGGAAAGAAUUCAAUACACUUGGAGGAUAUCUUGUGGACAUGAGCAGGGUUGGGGAGAAAAAUGCUGCUUUUGUGAAAUUAUCAAGAGUUGAAAAAUUUAUACUUAAGGUUGGCUCAUAUGAAGAGGAUAUCUUUAAGAAAAGAUCUGAAAUACGAGAACGAACAUUGAAAAGGCUUAUUCAAGAUAGUGAGGAUGCUAAGCGCGAAGAAAAUAAUACAAAAUGUUUCUUGGAUCUUGACGAUGAAAAUACUUCUGAUUGUACUCUUCUGAUUAGGAAGGCACCAGAUUCAAUGAAAUUGUCUGCUACACAUGCUGAAAUUGAGCAAAACACACAGGAUUUAAAAGAUGAAUUGAAGAGAAGUAUUAGAAAAAAAUGUGACUUAUUUAGGAGUGGAGAUUUCCUAAUCGACAAGAUAAAAUUUGGAGCACCUGGUUACAAAGAAAGAUAUUAUAAAACAAAGUUUUCUGUGGAAAGUCCUACUGACAUUGAGGCGAAAAGGAAAGAAAUAGUCCAGAAGUACACCGAAGGAUUGGUGUGGGUUCUUCGAUACUAUUUUUCAGCAGUUGCUUCGUGGACAUGGUUUUAUCCAUUCCACUAUGGUCCAUUUGCUUCGGACUUUAAGGGCAUGGGUCAAGUUAGAGUAAAUUUUGAAAAAGGUGCCCCAUUCUUACCAAUUGAUCAACUUCUAGGUGUCCUCCCCCCGGCAAGUGCUCAUGCACUUCCAAAAGCCUAUGCACAACUGAUGCUGGAUGAGCAAUCUAGAAUAUUUGACUUUUAUCCAAAGGAUUUUGAAGUUGAAACCGAAGGACAGCGCUUCAUGUGGCAGGGAAUUUGCAAGCUUCCAUGGAUAGAUGAUGGCAGGCUUGUGGCUGAAACCAAAAAAAUAAAAAAUGAAUUAUCUGAAAAUGAAGCCAUAAGAAAUUCACUCAAAGCCGAUAGCUUGUUUGUUAGAAGCUCUAGCAAAUUAGCAGAGAAAUUUGGCUCACUGUCUAUAGACCCAAACGUGCCUUGCAAGUUGGACACAACAAUAAGUGAAGGCAUUGGGGGUACCGUAAGUCUUUGCCGUGAGUUUGUUGACAAUACUUGCUUGGACAUUUGUGACAGCAAAGAAGAUCGUGUUUUAUGUGUAGAUUACGAGCUUCCUGCUGGUAGUAAUCAUAUUCCUCGUUUACUAUCGGGUGUGAACCUUCCAGAGAAGACAGUAUUUGAAGGUGACAUCAUGGAAACUGUAUUGUGGCAUGAACGUCAGAAAUAUUUUAGUCGUUUUGAGAGGGUGCAAGAUCAAGAUAAAUGGAGGAGUGAAAACAGGAACAAUAAUUCAAGGUUUUCCUCAAAUGAAAGAAGCUUUUCAUCUAAUGCAAGAAACUUUUCAUCAAAUGCACCUUCCUUCAUUCACAAAGGUGCUGGUUGUGUUGGAUGGGGUUCAGGUAGAGGGAGAAUAGAUGAAACAAUGAAAAAUGAGACACCACACAAUUAUGCAAGCUCUUAUCAUGUCACAACUACCAGAGACACCCCAGCACAACACGUUGUGGACGACUUUAGACAAUUGAGAAUAUCAGAGUCUGGUUCCUUUCCAAGGUCUUCUAUCAGUUUUCAGUCACGACCAUAUAAUAGUAAUAGUAAUAAUGGUCCCAUGAAUCAGUCAAAAAAUGCUUAUAAUCAUCAAGCUUCACAAUCUGAGAAGCCCUUUGGUCGGGGACAAGGUAGGGGUGCAUCUAGUAGCAGGUCAUUCUGGCCUCAACCGUCUGGUGGAAAAUCUCACCAAGUGAAAGAUGACAAUCGUUGGUAG